Messenger RNA from Macadamia integrifolia, 2267 nucleotides. RefSeq names its product aarF domain-containing protein kinase 1. The coding region runs from base 119 to 1798 and encodes 559 amino acids. The record is from RefSeq and is a predicted model, not a curated record. The transcript is spliced from 16 exons. Lineage: Eukaryota; Viridiplantae; Streptophyta; Magnoliopsida; Proteales; Proteaceae.
UUCACCGGUAAAAGAUGAAAGACAUCAAGUGGUGUCGGCACUCGGCACAACUAUUAGGCUGUUGUGCUGCAGUUUGACCUCCCCUGCACCAAAAUCAAAAUCAGAGAAGCCUCCAUCGAUGAAGUCCAGAGUUUUUAAAAUUACCGCCAAAGCGACGAAAACUCUGUACCUCGCAACCGCAACCGGCGUUGCUGGUUUCACCUUGCAUACAGCGAACCCUACUCUCAUUCCCUUCUCCAACGAUUCUCCCAUCGUCUCUGCAGCUUCAGAUUUCACCGAGAAGAUCACUACUGGAUUUCAUGGCGUUCUUCGCUCCUCUCGUGCUGUUUACACCAUCACUUUGAAUAUUGUUGAUUAUAAGUAUUCUUUACAUGGUCUACCUUGGGAAUCUGAAGAGUAUCGCCGGACCUUGUCUGAGGUUCACCUACGCUCAGCAAAGAGGAUUUUGAAAUUAUGUGAAGCUAAUAAAGGGUUCUAUGUGAAAGCUGGUCAAUUUGUUGCAGCCUUGCGGCAAGUUCCUAAGGAAUAUUCAUCAACUCUUUCCUCCUUGCAGGACCAGGCGGUUCCAUGUGAAUUCAAAGCUAUUAAAAGAGCACUGAUCAACAACCUGGGGCAGGAUUUGUCUGAGGUAUUUUUGGCAUUCAACGAACAACCAACUGCGGCUGCAUCAAUUGCUCAAGUUCACCAUGCAGUGUUGAAAGAUCAUCAGGAAGUGGCAGUUAAGGUACAAUACCCUGGCCUAGAGAACCAGAUGAAAUUUGAUGUCAGAACCAUGGCUAUCCUGUCAAACUGCGUUGCUUGGAUUUUUCCUGAGUACCGGUUUAAGUGGAUUGUAUCGGAAUUUGAGAAGACAAUAUCUUUGGAACUAGACUUUGUUCAGGAAGGGAAAAACUCUGAGAGAACAGCCAAAAAUUUCAAGAAGAACAAGAUGGUCAAGGUUCCUCGUGUAUUUUGGGAUUUGACGAGUAGGCAGGUUUUGACUAUGGAGUUUUGCAAUGGCCAUAAGGUUGAUGACUUGGAAUCUAUGAAGGAAUUCGGUAUUAAUCCGACAAAGGUUGCCAAAGCUUUAGUGGAAGUGUUUGCUGAAAUGAUAUUUGUUCAUGGUUUUGUGCAUGGAGACCCCCAUCCGGGAAACAUACUAGUUUCUCCAAAUGGUCCUAAUGGUUUCUCUCUAGUGCUAUUGGAUCAUGGGAUCUAUAAAGAGUUGGAUGAAGAAUUCAGAUUGGAUUAUUGUCAGCUAUGGGUGUCUCUUAUUCUUCUGGACUCAAAUAAAAUUCAGGAGCUUGGUGAACGGUUUGGUGUUGGGAAGUACUCUAUGUACUUCCCUGUUAUUUUUACUGGAAGAACCAUUGACAGUAAAUCAGCCCUUGGGAGAGGAAUGUCAAAUGAAGAAAGAAAGAAACUGAAGCAAGAACUGGAGUCUAUUAGUAUGGGGGAUUUUUCUUCAUUUAUGGAAACUUUGUCACCAAACUUUCUUACAAUAUUACGUGCAGAUGGACUAGUGAAAUCUACCAUAAGCAAGCUAGGUGCUUCACAAAGGCUGCGUUUGCUUGUAUAUGCUAAAUACGCAGCAUAUGGUUUGUCAACGGAGUUGAAUACUGAAACUGGUUAUACAGUUAGGUUUGUGUUCUCCAGAUUCAAGAAAAUGAAAAGCUAUAUUCAAUUAAGAUUGAUUCUUGAUAUGCUGGAGCUGCAUUUGAGGAUGGAAGAUCUUGCACAUUUGCUCAUGAACAAGUUGAAAAAUAUAUGGUUGAAUCUUGGUUAUUUUUUAGCAGUAAUUCAUUCACUUUUGGCCUGAGAAAUUGUGAAUAGGUGACCUGCGGCAGUAAACAUUGUGUACAGGUAAAGACAGAAGACAAUAUGAUAAGAAAAUUGGAAAUAAGAAAUUAUAACCAGAGUCUGAUAAUGCUUCAAGGCGUUUACAGAUGGUUUAUACGAGCCAAACAGUAUUCUAUAGAAUUUCCAUUUGAAUUUUUAUUAUUUAUCAGGUCAGCGAAGACAAGAUUUUCUUUUCUUUGCACUUUAUAAUCGGGCUUAAUUUCCAAUUGAUGUAUUUUUCUGAAAGCAAAAAAGGAAUGGAAGCAGUUUGAAGGGAAACGUUUGAUCUCAUGUAUUAGUGUUGUGUUUCUGGGUUAGUACUGAGGAAGGUUACAUGCAUCUACCUGCAUGCAUGAAUGAUUACAUUCAAUUUGGAACCAUUAUUUUUUGUUUUAUGCUUAGUGGGUUUAUGAAGAUCUACAGAAAGCAUCACAUAUUUUAUGUGGUAA